AUGUCAUUCAAUGUUGAAGCAGCAUCAUUAUCUUCAAUUGUUAUUUUCGAUUCUUCCGAAGAAGCAACAAUUACACAUCCUGUUUCCAAAACUGCACGAGAUCAAUUUUACCAAGAUACUAAAACAAUUAACGAGAAUAAAUCUUGGAAGGUCAUGUGUGUAAUUUAUAAAGGUACAAUACGUGGUACUAAAGGUUUUACAUCCAAUUACAAUCGACAUAUUAAAGAAUUCCAUAAAUCUUAUUAUGAUUUAUGGCAAGAAAAAUUACAAUUAAAUAAUAUUAGUGAUUGUUUAUAUCCAACAAAUCAUCCACGGCAAAUUAGUCUAGAAAGAUCAAUUAUUGAAGAUAUGAUUAUUAAAACUGGUCUUCCACUCUCACUUGUCGAACGUUCCGAUUUCAUUAAAUUUAUGACUCAUGUUGACCCUCGAUUUCGUAUGAUGAGUAGACGUACACUAACUCGAACGUCAUUACCAGGUUUAUAUUCGAAAAUGAUGGAUGGAUUACGAUUAUUUUGUUCAAAUGCACCCUUCAUAUCUCUCACAUUGGAUAUGUGGACAGAUCGAAGACAACGAGCAUUUUUUGCAUUAACAAGUCAUGCAAUUACUGAUACAGAAUUUAAAUCAUACGUUAUGGCAUUUCAACCUGUGUUUGGUAAUCAUUCAGCACCACUAUUAUUGGAAACGUAUGAAUCAAUUAUUAAUACGUUUAAUAUUCGAUCGAAACUAGUCCAAUUAGUUAUCGAUAGCUGCUCGAAUAAUAUCGCAGCUUUUCGUGGUUUAGUCAUCCCUGGAUUUGAAUAUUAUUUUCAAGAUGAAGAAGGUGCAUAUUUUGAUGAAAAUAGUGAUGUUAAUGAUGGAUUAAAAGGUUUGAAAGCCACACAGUCAUCAUUAGAGAAAAUUUCCAAAAUAGCAAAAUUACCCCACUCAACGACAUUAGUAUCGCAACGUUUCGAGAAAAUUAAUGUAUGCAUUCCAAAAGCAAAUAAAACUCGAUGGACUUCUCAAUAUCAAACAGUUAUGACAGUGGUUAAUAUUCCACCAUCUGACUUAAAUGAUAUUUUAAUUCAAACACAGCAUCGUGAUUUAUGUCUUAAACCAGUAGACUAUCAAGUUUUGAACGAGUUUAUCUCGUUGUUAACACUUUUUGCUGAAGCAACAACUGCCACUCAAGCAGAAAAGACACUAUCGAUUUCAAUUGUGGCUUCUUCAGUUUUAUCAAUUUGCCAAGAUCUUUUAUUUGAACGAAAUAAUAUCAAACAUUCAACAAAUUUAUGGAAUUGUUUGUUUGAAUCAUUUAUAGCUCGUUUUGGUGGUCUUUUGGAGCAAAUAUUAAUCCAGGUUGAUAUUGAAGAAAAGAAGAAAACCAAGCGAUUUUAUGAUUUUUUUCAAAGAUCCUGUCUUUCUGUUAGCACCAUUCAUGGACGGUCGGUUUCGUUUGCAAUGAUACAACAAAUUGCAUUAGAACAAUCUAUCUUGCUCGCACAUAUGAAUGGAAUAUGUACAACAUCAGUUAAUGAUAAUGCUCCAUCAAGUCCACCAUUACAAGCAACAACACCAAAUAGUAACAUCAUAUCAAGUCCAUGUGCUCCAAAACGAAAAAGUUUAUUCUCAAGUAUGGACAACAGAAUUGUAAAGAAGAAAAAAUUUGAUCCAUUUAGCUAUAUUAAAGAUGAAAUUUCUAGGUGUUUAAACGAUGAUGAUAUGGAUAGUAUGGUUCUUAUAAAAUCUUCAAAAAAUUAUCCAACAUUAAGCAAACUUGCUUCUAAAUUUUUAUCAAUACCAGCAACAUCUGCACCCGUGGAACGGGUGUUUAGUCAAAGUGGAUUUUUUUUUCGUCAACAUAGAGCAUCAAUGAGCAGAACAACACUUCAGCAAUUAACAAUGCUGAAGUGUAAUCGUAGUCUUUUCUAA
Molecule: messenger RNA, 1911 nt
Organism: Adineta ricciae
Lineage: Eukaryota; Metazoa; Rotifera; Eurotatoria; Adinetida; Adinetidae
Source: the annotation of a GenBank genome assembly